AUGAAUAACAAUACGUAUGAGUAUAAGGAAUCACAACAACUAAAGUAUAAUAACAACCUUACAAAUGAAAGAGAUAUAUAUUACUCAGGUAUAGUAAACGAAUAUGGUAAUGUCAGUGGGAAUACUUCAGUAUAUGUAAAUAAUGAUAUGGGUGAAGGAAACAUGAACAAUGGCUUUAUUGUUGAAAGAGCAAAUCAGUAUGAUCGUAAAAAUGUAUCUAUGAAUAAUAAGGGUGAUUAUUCCAUGGACUCAUUUAACCACAACAACAACAACAAUAAUAAUAAUAAUAAUAAUAUUAAUAUUAAUAGUAAUAGUAAUAAUAGUAACAUUAAUAACAAUAGUAAUAAUAAUAACAAUAAUAAUAAUGUGGUGUAUUUUAAUAAUAAUAAUAAUAAUAAUAAUAAUAAUUGUAGUAAUGAUACUUCUAGUAGUAACAAUAUUACAAAUGUGAAUAUUUGUGAGAACAUGUUAAGACAACCUAGUCGCUCCUAUGAACAACAACCUGUGAUGGAAAGUAAUCGAAACGAUAUGUGCUAUUAUCUACCAGGCGCAUCACGACAUUCUUUUAAUUUUAGAGAUAAUAACUUAAAUUCUAAUAAUAAUGAUGAGAAGAAUUGUAGGAGUGGUAAAAUAAUAGGUGAACCUUUCCCUUUAGAUGUAGUAUCACGAAACAAAUAUUGUGUUGAAAAAGGAAUCUAUGGUCCUAAGUUUAGUAAGUCUUUUGAGAAUACUAACAUAUCUAAUGAUAAUAUUAUUAAUAAUAGAAGUAAUACAACUGUAAGUAAUGUUAGCAGUACUUGUAGUAUUGGUACACUGGGGAAUGUGGGUAGUAUAGGUAGCAUCGGGAACAUAGGAACACUUUCAAAUAAUAAAUUUAAUAUACAUAACAAUAAUAAUAAUAAUAAGUUGGGUGGUGUUAAAGAAAAUGAUAUGAAGGGAGACGAAAGUAAAAUGACAAAUAAUUCUGGUGAUUAUAACAAUAUUAUGUUAUCUGUUAUGCAAAGAAAUAAUAGUAAUAGUAAUAGUAAUAAUAAUAGUAAUAGUAAUAGUAAUAAUAAUAAUAAUAUACAAACAGAUUAUGAAACGUUUGAAAAUUUUGAUAAAGUAGAUCGAACUACACAUAAUUAUAAUAACGAGAGAUUAAUAAAAAGUACUCAUUUAUUAAAUGAACAAAAUAAUAUUUCAACAAAUGGGAAAUAUCAAAGUUAUCACUCGAAAAGUACAACAAAUCUUAAUUCGUCCUUUUCAUCUUUUAUGCAUAAUGAUUAUAAAAAUUGUAAUGAUACCUAUCCUGUAACAACUGUUGAAUUUCCAAACGAUAAUAAAAUGAACAUAACGAAAUGUACACCAAAUAUAAAUUCGAGUCUAACAGGAAUUAGUAGUUAUGAAACCGUGAGCUCUCUUAACGACAACAAUAUGUUUGUUUUUGAGAAAAAAAAUGAAAUUAUGAAGGAACCUACGAGAGAUAGAAAUAUGAAUGACAUUGUAAUGAGUGGACGAACAAAUGAAGAAAAUUUUGUAAGUAUGAAUAUGUCGAAUGAAAAGAGUUGUAAUUUAUAUACAGCAAAAAGUAAUACUGUGAUGUUUCCAAAUGGAAACUAUGAAAUGAUGCAUGCAGAGGGUAGAUAUAAUGUGGUAGAUGUAAACGAGGAUACAUAUGAUAACAAAAUAUCUACAGAUAUAAAAAAGGUAAAUAUCACCGAUGGUAAUAACAAUAAUAAUAAUAUUAAUAGUGAGUACCACUUUGAAAGUUGUAACAAAUACCUGAAUGUCGAAAAUAAUUAUGAUAAUAAAAAUGAUCAACUAGAUAUUCAAAAAGAUUGUAGUUUUUUGUCAGCUGAAGAAUUUGACGAAGAUAUUUUAAAAAAUGGAGAAAUGAAAAACAUUAGUGAUAUAGACGAGACCGAAGGUAUGGAUGAUAUAAAGGACAUGGAUGAAUUAGAAGACGUGAAUGAUGAAGAAGACAUGAUGGAGGCUGUAGAUCAAUCAUAUGAACAUUCAGAUAAAGAGAAGGAAUGUCCUGCUAAUUUGUUGAAUCAAAAUAAUAGUAAUGUGUUGUAUGAUGAAUAUAGGGUUCAUGCAGAAGAAUAUGGAUUGAUGAAGAUUCAUAGGAAUAACGAUACAUCACAAAUGAAGGAUAUUAAAGUAAAGCAAGAGAUGGACGCAAUUAGCACAAACAAUAUAAAUAUAAAUAAUAAUAAUAAUAAUAAUAAUAAUAAUAACCACCACAACAACAGCAAUAAUAAUAUUAUUAAUAAUAAUAAUAAUUGUAACAUUACUGGGGUUGGUAGUUUUCAUAAUAAUAAAUUUAAUAAUGAAGAUAAUAAAAAUGUAGAAGAGAACUCAAACCUGACGACUCAACAUGAUCAAUUAACAUCAUUUUAUUUUAACUCAUCGGAAAAUAAUAAAAAUAAGUCCGGUGAAAAAGAUAUUGAAGAGAAUGAUAAGAAUUCACAAGAAGAUAUGAAAAAGUACAAACCUAAGGUUCAAACAAAAAUAAGAACAAAAUUAAAAUUAAGAAUGAAAGAUGAUGAUAAAUUAAAUAAAAAAAGGAAAAAGAAAAUACCUGGAAGAAUAUAUAAAGUUAUUGUAAGAGGUAAAGAAUGUUGGAGAGCCGAAUGGUUAGUACAUUCAAAGAAUGAUGAUUUAAGAACAUUACAUCCAAAACUUGCAGGCUUAAAUAAUGACAAGUUAAAUUUCCAUGCAUAUAAUAAACAUUUUAAUAAUCCAUUUAAUAAUAAUUUUGAUAAUAAUGGUGGUGAUGAUGAUGAUGGUGGCGAUAUGAAUAAUUCGAAAGAUAAGAAAAAUAAUUUAAAAAAAAAAAGUAAACAAUUCUCUGUAUCUGUAUAUGGUCAUGAAAAUGCAAGAUUAUUUGCAUUAUUCGAAUUAAUUAAGUAUAAUUGUGUCCCAGAUAGUUUAAAGGAAGAGGCAACUAUAUGUAUACAUAAUAUCAAGAAAAAUUUACUUAAUUCUGAAAAGUCUUCUAAUAAGUCUUUUAAUGGACCAUUUUUACAAUUUUUACUUUCUGACGAAAAUAAUGAAUAUUCCUCUAUGUUUUAUAAAAAGUUGGGUAAUAACCCAGUGCACAACUAUAACAAGUUUAAUCACAAUAAUGAUAAUAAUAAUAAUAAUAUUAAUAAUAACAACAACAAUAAUAAUAUUAACAGUAAUAAUAAUAAUAAUAAUAAUAGUAGUAGUAGUGGUAGUAUUCAUAAUAUUAAUAGUACUGGAGGUAAUAAUAAUAAUUGGUAUGGAAGGAAUGCUGGAAGUUCUCUUAGUGAAGGUAAUAUAUAUAAUCAUCUUAACGUAGGAUUUAAUGCUAACAUUAAUAGUAUGAAAAAUAUGAAUAGUAUGAAAAAUUUGAAUAAUAUGAAUAAUAUGAAUAAUAUGAAUAGUAUGAAUAAUGUGAACAAUAUGAAUAAUGUGAACAAUAUGAAUAAUGUGAACAAUAUGAAUAAUGUGAACAAUAUGAAUAAUGUGAACAAUAUGAACAAUAUGAACAAUAUGAACAAUAUAAACAAUAUGAACAGUAUGAAUAAUAAUAACAGUAAUAGUAUAAAUCAUAUUAAUACUAAUUAUUUAAAUCAUCUUACUAAUAAUUUGAGUCAUCAUAAUAAUCAUAUGAAUCAUCACACAAGUAAUUUAAACCAUAUAAAAGGUUAUACAAAUGAUAACUAUAGUAAUAACUCUGAGAUAAGUCAACCAAUGAAAGAUAAAAAGGAAAAUUUGAACAGCAUGAUAUUACUGAAUGAUAAUAAUAGUAAUAAUGGUAGUAGUAAUAAUUAUUAUAGUAAAAUAAAUUACAUAAAUAAAACGGACGGUUCUUUUAAUCCACCCAAUAACAAUAUGAAUAGUAAUAGUAAUAAUAAUAUUAAUAGUAAUAGUAAUAAUAAUAAUAAUAAUAGUAACAUUAGUAGUAGUGCGAAUAUAAACAUUAAUAGUAAUGGUAACCUGAAUAACCAUAAUAUUGUUAAUGCCAACCCUUCUGGACUUAAUAACAAUCAUGUAGUGCUUAAUAAAAUUAAUAACAAUAAUAAUAAUAAUAAUAAUAAUAACAAUAACAUUAACAAUAACAUUAACAAUAAUAAUAAUAAUUUCGACUUCAGUGGGAAAAUAAAUACUAAUUCAUAUAUUGUAGAAAAUAAUAAUGGCUUAUUAAAAGGAUCAAAUAAUAUAAACAAUUUGUAUAAUAAUGUUUCAUAUGUUGAAGAUAAUAAAAUCGAUGAAGAAAUAUUAUAUGAUAAUGAAACCAUAAGUAAUAAUAUACAUAAUGAUGAUUUCUGCUCUAAUAAAAAUAGUGUUCUUAAAGAUAUAUUAUAUAAUAUGGAUCAUAAAAUGACAAACAAUAAUAAUUAUAAUCCCAGCUUUAUAUAUGAUGAUGAUACAACAACCACAGCGACCGUUACCAAUAAUAGUAAUUACCUGAACGGUCAGGUAAAUAGCCAAAAUGAAAUAGCCAAUAAUAAUAGUGUGCAAAAUGACAUGUUGGUUAAUCCUAUGUUGUAUAGGAAUUAUAUAUAUUCAAAUGCUGAAGCGGAUAAUAUGAAAAUGAAUUCAAAUUAUCCCCCUAAAAUGAUGAAUAAUAAUACCAAUAUGAUGUAUAAUCAUAAUAGCAAUUUUAAUCAUUUCAAUAAUUACAAUCGUAAUGUGAAUAAUUGA
Messenger RNA from Plasmodium reichenowi, 4659 nucleotides. RefSeq lists its product as hypothetical. The coding region runs from base 1 to 4659 and encodes 1552 amino acids. NCBI's taxonomy places the organism in Eukaryota, Apicomplexa, Aconoidasida, Haemosporida, Plasmodiidae. The transcript has a single exon. The record is from RefSeq and is a predicted model, not a curated record.